Molecule: messenger RNA, 1420 nt
Organism: Paramecium sonneborni
Lineage: Eukaryota; Ciliophora; Oligohymenophorea; Peniculida; Parameciidae
Source: the annotation of a GenBank genome assembly
UUUAAAUAAUAACAAGGGAGGGAAUUAAAUGUCAACCAAUAAAACAUUUAGUAUGGUUUUAGCAAUGACACUCAAUGGAGGAAUUGGUUAUUAAAAUAGAUUACCUUGGAAAUUAAAAGAGGAUCUUCAGAGAUUUAAGAAAAUUACAACUGGUGGUAUAGUGAUAAUGGGAAGAAAAACAUUUGAAUCAAUGAAUUCUAAACCUUUACCUAACAGAGUGAAUGUAGUAAUAUCAAAGAAUAUGAAAUAAGAAAAUAAUAUUCAGGUAUUUCCAAGAUUAGAUGAUGCAUUAUAAUAUUAUAAUUCAUCAAAUUAGAAGAUGUAUUUAAUAGGAGGAAAGAGAAUUUUCGAAGAAGGUUUAACAACAGAUAACUGUUCAGAUGUACAUUUAACUAGAAUUGGUGUAGAUACUAAAUGUGAUGUUUAUUUAGAUAAGAAUAUAUUUACUUAAUUUAAAGUUAAAAAAACUAGUAAAACUAAAAGUGAAAAUGGAAUCAAUUAUGAUUAUUAACAUUUAAUAAAUAAGAAUAGUGAUGAAUAAUAAUCAUAUAUAGAUGAAGAACAUUAAGAGAAUUAAUAUUUAGAUAUGAUUAAAAAGAUAAUGAGGGAAGGUGUAUAGAAAGAUGAUAGAACAGGAGUAGGUACAAUAUCAAUAUUCGGAUAAACAAUGAGAUUUGAUUUAGAAGAGUCUUUUCCAUUAUUGACAACAAAGAAAGUAUUCUUUCGUGGAGUGGUAGAAGAGUUAUUAUGGUUUUUAAGAGGGAAUACUGAUGGAAGAUAAUUGUUAGAUAAAAAAAUAAAGAUUUGGGAAGGUAAUGGAACUAGAGAAUAUUUGAAUAGUAUAGGAUUAUAAAAUAGAUAGGAACAUGAUUUAGGACCUGUGUAUGGAUUUUAAUGGAGACAUUUUGGUGCAAAAUAUAAAGAGUGUCAGAGUGAUUAUAAUAAUCAAGGUGUAGAUUAAAUAAAAGAUAUUAUUUAAUAACUUAAAAAUAAUCCAGAUAGUAGAAGAAUUAUAUUAUCAGCUUGGAAUCCAAGUGAUUUAAAAUAAAUGGCAUUACCACCAUGUCAUGUUAUGUCAUAAUUUUAUGUUGCUAAUGGAAAAUUAAGUUGUCUUAUGUAUUAAAGAUCAUGUGAUUUUGGUUUAGGAAUACCUUUCAAUAUUGCUAGUUAUGCUUUAUUAACUUAUAUGUUAGCAAAAGAAUGUAAUUUAAAAUUAGGAGAAUUUAUUCAUGUCUUAGGAGAUACACAUAUUUAUAGUAAUCAUUUAGAUGCUUUAAAAGGAUAAAUUUAAAGAAUUCCUUAUCCUUUUCCAAUUCUUAAAAUUAAAACUAAUAAAGGAUUCUUUGAUUAUACUUAUGAUGAUUUUUAAUUAAUUGGAUAUAAUCCACAUGAUAAAAUUGAUAUGAAAAUGGCUGUAUGA